CGGGGCACGAGGGAUCCCGCAGGGGGUUCCCCAGGGAGCCCCAAUGGAGGCACCGGAGCUCCGGGAGCCGGACGGGCUCUUCCCGGAUCCCCCCUCGCUCCCGGUGCAGGUACUCAGCUUCCAGCCCUUGACGCUCCCCGAGGAUGAUGGCAGCGGAGCCGAGGAGCUGCUGAGGCUGACGGUGAACCCCGACAUCGCCUGCGGUCUCGGCACCAGCCCGGAGCCCCCCCCGGUGCUGCUGGAGGUGGUCUGUGACCUCAGCGCACCCCUGUACCCCUCGCUGUUCCCCGGUAUCCAGCUGUCCCCUCACCCCGACCCCCAGCCCACGCUCCGGCUGACGGAGGAGGAGAAGCGGCUGUUGGCGCAGGAGGGGGUGACCCUGCCUGGGGACCUGCCCCUCACCCAGGCCGAGGAGCGGCUCCUGAAGAAGGUGCGGAGAAAGAUCCGGAACAAGCAGUCAGCGCAGGACAGCCGGCGGAGGAAGAAGGAAUACCUGGACGAGCUGGAGAGCAGGGCAGCCGCGUGCUCGGCGCUGAACCAGGAGCUGCGGAAAAAGAUCCAGGAGCUGGAGAAUAGUAACGGGUCUCUCCUGCGGCAGCUCCAGGCACUCAUCAAGGAAACAUCCACCAAGCCCGCACAGACCGGCACCUGUGUCCUGAUCCUGCUCCUGUCGCUGGGGCUGAUCCUGCUCCCCAGCUCCAGCCCGUUCCACCGGGGCGGCAGCAGGGACAGCCUCGGGCCCACCGGAGUGACCUCCAGGAACAUCCUGACCCUGUCGCGGCGGGACCUGGGAACGGCCGGAGAAUCCCCGUUCCCACCCUGGAUGUUGGGGACAGAGCCGGGAUCCGGUGUGGAGGAUGGAGCCGGGGGGGAGCCUGGGGAUGGGAUUCCCGCCCCCCAGAAGGAUCCAGGCACCAGUUCCUCCAGGCAGGACAUGACACAUGGACACGGGGAUGAGAUGUGACCGGGAGACCUCAGGAUGGGGGAACACUCCAGAAUAAACCCACACUCUGUUUGCA
Vidua macroura (Pin-tailed whydah) is the source of this 1019-nucleotide messenger RNA. RefSeq names its product cAMP responsive element binding protein 3 like 4 (gene CREB3L4). The transcript has 8 exons. Gene Ontology annotation, molecular function: DNA-binding transcription factor activity, RNA polymerase II-specific; RNA polymerase II cis-regulatory region sequence-specific DNA binding. Gene Ontology annotation, cellular component: nucleus. Gene Ontology annotation, biological process: regulation of transcription by RNA polymerase II. NCBI's taxonomy places the organism in Eukaryota, Metazoa, Chordata, Aves, Passeriformes, Viduidae. The record is from RefSeq and is a predicted model, not a curated record. The coding region runs from base 44 to 964 and encodes 306 amino acids.